Messenger RNA from Mesorhabditis spiculigera, 339 nucleotides. NCBI's taxonomy places the organism in Eukaryota, Metazoa, Nematoda, Chromadorea, Rhabditida, Rhabditidae. The record is from the annotation of a GenBank genome assembly.
AUGUCGCCAUCAUGGAUGCUUCUGAUGCUAGCUGGCCCCCUAAUUGCCCUCAUCUCUACUGUUGAGGCUGGCAAACAGUUUGAUGGCCGAGUGAGAAUGUGCCCGCCCGGCGGAUCAUCAUUCACAAUGGCAUGGUCGAUGGCUUGUAGUAUGAGGAAAAAGAGGGAUGUUCAACAACAGAUUGAAGGAGAUGAUAUUGUCCCUGAAGAAGACGGAGAAUAUCAACGGGCCCGUCGCGCCUUCAUCGCCCCGUCUAUCCGACAGCUUCAACGGAUCUGCUGCAACCCGGGGUGUACUGUAUCCGAUCUUCUCGGCUAUUGUGGACCGUUGUCAGGAUGG